Molecule: messenger RNA, 2547 nt
Organism: Fonsecaea multimorphosa CBS 102226
Lineage: Eukaryota; Fungi; Ascomycota; Eurotiomycetes; Chaetothyriales; Herpotrichiellaceae
Exons: 6
Coding region: 1-2547 (848 amino acids)
Biological process (GO): nuclear-transcribed mRNA catabolic process, nonsense-mediated decay; mRNA export from nucleus
Cellular component (GO): nuclear cap binding complex; nucleus
Molecular function (GO): mRNA binding; RNA cap binding
Source: RefSeq, a predicted model, not a curated record
AUGGCAGAUUAUGACCGGCGACGAAGGGGGGGCGGCAGCGGCGGCGGUGGAGGAGGAGGAGGAGGCCACUUCAACAACCGGAAAAGAAGAUACAGAGAGGAUGACUACGAAGAUCGCCGUCCACAGCGCCGUCGCUACGAGGAGCCGCUCGCACUGACGCUACGCAAACAAGUCUUGUCCAUCGCAGAAAGUCCUGUUCGAAGAGCUGAAGACGAAGUCGCAAUCAUCGCAAAGACUCUGGCAGAGAACUACUUUGAUACCGAUCUCACUUCGGGUUUCUUAGAUCUCGUCGUGCAGCUCCCCAUCGAACAACCGCUCAAGAUUCCCUUCGUUGCGGCCAUUCUGCUUGUCGCAAAUGUCCAGAAACCUGAAUUUACAUCCGAAGUCCUGGUUAAAGUCGGAGAAGCCCUGCAAAAGCAGCUGAGCAUUGGGGCCUGGCGAGAAGUUAAACUAUACCUGCGGCUUCUAGGUUGCCUUCAGGGCAUUUUCGAGGGAGAUGGCAUCUUUCCAUUGCUUGAAGAGCUCUUCUCCCGCGCAGCUGACUUACAAAUGAAGUCGUCCGAAGACUCUUUAGGUCUCGAGCUCGUCAAAGUCAUCUUAAUGACGCUUCCCUACGCCAUGGCAUCCUCAGCAACGGGCUUCGAGACUCAAGCGGUCGCUCUGCUAGAGAAGACGGAUAUCAUUGCUUCAACUGCACAUCCUCUGGAGUCGAUGGUAGAUCCAUUUCCGAGCCGCGAAGUCGGGGCACCUGCUGGUUCAGAAAGCGCACUUGCGCUCCUCCAAAAACACAUGCAAGACGAAGCCAAGAAUUCUUGGGAAUUGGCCUGUCUACCUCGCCCAUGGAAAGGCAAACGCUCGCCAGAAGAGGAGGAUCCAUUGGCUGGGGCACAAAAACAUCAGUUUCCCAGUGUGACAGUCCCGGAGACCGUUAACAACGGCCCUCGACCACUUUUCCCGGAGAUUUACUUCUCUGUCUACGGUGAACAAGAUAUCGAGACGGUCCCUCCUGUGUCUGAUCCCGCUGCGCUACUGAUUCGAGACGCCCUUUCCGAUACGAUCAACGUCCUUGAUUUCAAUCGAGCGGUAGCCGCCAAAUUUCUGAUCGACGUCGAUUGUUACUUUGCUCCAGAUACUUUUGUGAAGAGAGCCACGCCAUUCGACAAAUUGCGGGAGGUCGCUGGGGACAAAGCAACCUGGAAACCUGAGGAUGUUGUGGUAGAUGCGGCAUUUUCUCAACUGCUGCAGUUGCCUGCUCCCGAGCAUAAGUUGGUGUACUAUCACUCGGUGCUGACUGAAGCAUGCAAGCUCGCUCCUGCCGCUGUUGCCCCUAGUUUGGGGCGGGCGAUUCGGUUCUUGUACCGAAACGUGGAUAAAAUGGAUCUGGAACUCUCUCAACGCUUCUUGGAUUGGUUCGCCCAUCAUCUCAGCAAUUUUGGUUUCACGUGGAAAUGGACUGAAUGGGUCGAUGAUGUCAAUCUGCCCGACGUACACCCAAGAAAAGCUUUCAUUAUUGAUGCCUUGGACAAAGAGAUCCGACUGAGCUUUUCGAAGCGCAUCAAGGGUACGUUACCAGAACCCUACCAAGCCCUGAUCUCGGAGGCCAAAGAAAAGGACGUGCCCGAUUUCAAGUACGAUGAUGAAUCAACACCCUUUGCUGCCGAGGGAAAAGAGGUGGCUCAGAUGAUACGACGGAAAGCGACCAGCGAGGAGUUCGGUCCAAUUCUGGAGAAGGUUGAGCAAGAAGCCGCCGCUUCAGGCUUGCCCGACCCUUCCGUUGCAUCGACAGAUGUCUUUGUCACUUCGAUGUGUUGGAUUGGAUCUAAAUCGCUGUCUCAUGCUUUGGCUUGCAUUGAACGGUGCAAGGAACGUCUGUUGGCAAUAAGCGCUUCGAGCCCUGCGUGCAGAAAACAAAUUAUCACCUCCGUGGUGGACUACUGGCGGGAUCAACGUGGCGUUGGAAUUAUACUCGUCGACAAAUUACUCAACUACCAGAUCUUGACCCCUGACAGCGUUGUUGAAUGGGCUCUGAUCGACCAUGUCUCACGCGGCACCCUUCUCGCCACCACCUGGUGCUACGAACUGGUCAGCAACACAGCUCGCAAAGUUUCGGGGCGGGUUCGAAGCAUUGUGGCCGCAAUUCGCUCGCCUGGCCUCUCAGAAGAACAGAGGUCAGAACUCCAGCAAACAUUGACUCGUGAACUCGAAGGCAUGAAGUCGCUUUUCGCCUUGCUCGAGGAUGCCGUUGUAAGCAUCAGGGACGGAAAUCAAGAUGAAAUGAUGGAGAGCUCUGAUGCGUUACGUGCCGAAGAAGAGGAAUUGUUGAAGGCGUGGGGAGGCCGAUGGGCUAGGGUGUUUCAACGGAAGUACGCUGUGGAGGAGAGUUGGGUCAGGGAGGAGUUGGCGAAGCCCGUGCCAGUGGUAGAAGAAAAGCCUGUGGAGGAUGAGGAGAUGAAGGUUGAUGAAAGCAAGGGCGGAACGAACGGCGUUGGAGCGGUGGUAGGGACUGGAGAGAAUGGGGAAGCCGACAUGACCGAUGAGAUUGAAUAG